GCCCUCUUGUCUCUGGGAAAUGGAACUUCUGCUUUGGACUGAGGACGGCCAGCUCCCGGCUCCUGGUCCCACUGCUGCCCAGCCCAGCGGCAUCACAGGACGCCAGGUUCCCAGGGAGCUGCUGAGACAGUGCCGUGAUGAAGUCCCAGAGGGGCAGCGGCCUGGUACUGCUGCUGUUGCUGCUCCUAUGUCUGCUCCCUGUCUCCCCGGCCCAGAGCACCUGCACUGGGCAGCCACGCAUCCCUGGCAUCCCAGGCAUCCCCGGGGCACCAGGUCCUGAUGGCAAACCUGGGACCCCAGGGAUAAAGGGAGAGAAAGGGCUGCCAGGGCUACCUGGAGACCGUGGCGAGUUUGGAGAGAAGGGGGAUCCAGGAUUUCCCGGGAUUCCAGGAAAAGUGGGCCCCAAGGGCCCUGUUGGUCCCAAAGGUGCCCCAGGGCCCCCCGGAGCCCGUGGCCCCAAGGGUGAAUCAGGAGACUAUAAGGCCACGCAGAAAAUUGCCUUCUCCGCCAAGCGCACCGUGAACACCCCCGUGCGGCAGGAUCAGGCCAUCCGCUUUGACCAAAUAAUCACCAACGCCAACAGGAACUACGAGCCUCGAAACGGCAAGUUCACCUGCACGGUGCCUGGCCUCUACUAUUUCACCUACCAUGCCAGCUCUCGAGGGAACCUGUGCAUGAACCUAAUCCGGGGCCGAGAGCAGAUGCAGAAGGUGGUCACCUUCUGCGACUACGCCCUCAACACCUUCCAGGUCACCACAGGCAGUAUCGUCCUCAAGCUGGAGAUGGGGGAGAGUGUCUACCUGCAGGCCAACGACAAGAACUCCCUGCUGGGCAUCGACGGCGCCAACAGCAUCUUCUCUGGGUUCCUGCUCUUUCCAGACACAGAGGUGUGAACUGUGGGGCUGAUUCAUUCCCUCCCCUGCCAGCCAUGCUCACUUUACCCCCAACACUUCCCCCAACCCGGCCAAAGCACACAGUAGGGCUCCAUGGAUGUUGCUGAAUAAAUGAGUAAAUAAACUUAUCAAGGCCAAGGGA
Molecule: messenger RNA, 1035 nt
Organism: Camelus dromedarius (Arabian camel)
Lineage: Eukaryota; Metazoa; Chordata; Mammalia; Artiodactyla; Camelidae
Gene: C1QB
Product: complement C1q B chain
Exons: 3
Coding region: 138-893 (251 amino acids)
Molecular function (GO): protein binding
Source: RefSeq, a predicted model, not a curated record